AUGUCUUACGUACUGAAUACCUUAUCUUUUGUUGUUUGCACUUCCCUCUUAUUUAUUAAUGACAUGGUGAAAGGGGCCUUUUUGGUCAGCUACUUCUUCUUUCUCUUUGCCUGCGGUGUCCCUUUAUUCUUCAUGGAACUUGGCCUGGGACAAUAUACCGGACUCAGUCCGAUACGAGCCUUCAAUCUGGCUCCAAUUUCAAAAGGUGAGUAG
This is a messenger RNA of Protopolystoma xenopodis, 213 nucleotides long. The record is from the annotation of a GenBank genome assembly. Lineage: Eukaryota; Metazoa; Platyhelminthes; Monogenea; Polystomatidea; Polystomatidae.